Molecule: messenger RNA, 3789 nt
Organism: Rosa rugosa (rugosa rose)
Lineage: Eukaryota; Viridiplantae; Streptophyta; Magnoliopsida; Rosales; Rosaceae
Exons: 4
Coding region: 368-3580 (1070 amino acids)
Molecular function (GO): nucleic acid binding; zinc ion binding
Source: RefSeq, a predicted model, not a curated record
UUUAAUCAUAACUCCCCUAUCUCUCUCUUAGCCGAAAGUAUGUUCUUCUUCUUCCUCUCUUCUUCUCCUCCUCCUUCACUUCUUUAGAAAAACCCAGACACUUAUGGUUUGACACUUACAGUGAUCUGAAUUUAUGUUGAAUUUUGGUGUGUAUCGUUAUGCAUAGCAGCUUAUAGUCAAUUGAUGGUUGAAUUUGACAGGUGAAAAUCUGUUUACUGUCCGAAUUCAUCAUGGGGGUAGAUUUUAUAGCAAUGGUGGAGUUAAUAGGCAGUACAGGGGAGGUGAGGUCGUAUAUGCGGACGGUGUUGACCCCAAUAAAGUCAGUGUUACGGGUUUCAACUACUGGGCUAACGAUCUUGGGUAUCAGAUGGGUCCAAUUAUGUAUUGGUAUAGGAUCCCAGGAAGUGAGGCUGGCACUGGGUACCUACCCGUAGUGACUGAGAAUGAUGCUAUGGAUAUGCUCCAAUUUGUUCCAUCAAGAGAUAGGGUUUUGGAUGUCUACAUUGUGUGUCUUUCUCCAAGAAUGCUGUUUGUUUAUGAUUGGGAGAUAGAUGCAAUGGAUGAAGAAGUCGAUCACUCGCUAUACUUUGGGCAUUUCAUUGAUGAUCUCCCUUUGUCUUCACUUGAAGCAGAGGACCUGGACCCAGUUGGAAACAGGGCUGAUGGUGAUGCAGAGAGUGAUGAAGGCCAAAGGCUGGGCGAAGUAGUUGGAAGAAGUGGGACAACCAAUACCCAAACUCCUCCAAGCAACACAGAUAAUGGCCCAAGCAAUACAUAUCAUGGGCCACCUAGGCAACAAAGAAGGCAGCCAACAAGGAGAAGACCUACUGCUGGGAUUAACAUUAAGGAGCCUACUGACACUCAAGGUUCUAGACCUUAUGUUCAAGCUUCUCAGUCUACCAAGGAUAAAGGGAAGCAGAAAGUUGAUUGUGGGCUAAGCAAUACAGGAAAGAAAAAAGCUGGAAGACCCAGAGGCAAGCAAGGAUGUUCAUAUGCUGAGAGCUCAGACUCAGAUGAUCCCAACUGGGAGGAUUUUGUCGACAGUGAUUAUGAACUGUUUGAUGAGGAUGAUGAAUUGCAAUUUCAAGAAAAUGUUGAUGGUGUUCCAAGUAAGGAGGAUGAGUUUGUUGAGAUGGGCUCUGAUGGUGACAUAAGUGAUGUAGCUUCAGAUGGAUCUGAUGGAUUUCCAAGCUAUCAUGGUUCUGACACUGAUGGUGAGGAUAUUGGGCCUUUCAAGGUGAAGGGUAAGAAGAGGUUUGCAGAGUGGGAGGAGUUUAACCCAAAGACUGACAUGAAGAAUCCAAAAUUCAAGCUUGGAAUGGUGUUCGCAGACUCUGUUGUGUUUAAGAAGGCAGUUAGGAAACAUGCUGUGUUGACAAGGAAAGAGCUUCGAUUUGUAAGAAAUGAAAGGCAUAAGGUCAAGGUCAUCUGCAAAACCUCAGCUGGCUGUCCAUUUUGGCUUUUUGCUAGCAGUCCAGGCAGUGACACAUCCUCCUUGAUGAUCAAAGUUUACAGGCCAGAGCACAAGUGUAGUUCUAUUGAGGGGAGAGUGUAUCACUGCCAUGCACCCUUCAUUGCAGAUGAAUACAUGGAUAAAUUCAUUGUGGACUCAAACUGGUCAAGAGAGGGCAUCCAGAACGCAGUCAAUCGGGAUUUCGGCAUGGACAUUGGUUAUCAGAUGUGCUAUAGGGCUAAGAACAGGGCUGCAAGGAUGGGUCAAGGUUCCAUUGAAGAUCAGUAUAACCUACUUGAGAGUUAUGCACACGAGCUGAAAAAGAGAAAUCUUGGGACUUCUAUAUGGAUGCAGACAGAGAUCGAUGGUGAGAUUACAAGGUUCAAGAGAAUUUAUAUAUGUUUUGAAGCAUUGAAGCAAGGAUGGAGGGCUGGGUGUAGACCCAUAAUAGGGCUUGACGGGUGUCAUCUAAAAGGGGCAUACAAGGGCCAAUUGUUAUCUGCUGUUGGCAUUGAUGGCAACAAUGCCAUGUACCCUAUAGCCUAUGCCAUUGUGGAGCAGGAAACAAGGGAUUCCUGGACAUGGUUCCUUACAUUUCUAAGAGAGGACUUACACAUGUAUUCAUCAAUGCACUAUUCGUUUAUUUCAGACAAGCAAAAAGGCUUAGAGCAAGCGAUCAGGGAUUUGUUCCCCCAUUCAGAGCACAGGCAUUGUGUAAGACAUUUACACAACAAUUUUAAGGGAGAUGGUCAUAUUGGUUUGGCAUUGAAGCAGCUUCUGUGGGCUGUGGCCAGGUCAAAUACUAUGAGUCAGUUUAACAAGGCAAUGGAAAACCUUCAAAAUGCAUCAUUCAAUGCAUGGAAGUGGUGUAUUGAUAGGCCAGCAGUACAUUGGUCAAGGUCACAUUUCAAGGACCAAAUCAAGUGUGACAUUCUUCUGAACAACCACUGCGAGUCCUUCAACAAAAGUGUGCUUCAGGCAAGGAAAAAGCCAAUACUGCCUUCUUUGAAAGAUAUAAGGAUUUCAUUGAUGACGAGAUUAAAUAAUAGAAGGAACUCUGCAAGAAGAUGGAGAUGCAAAGUGGGACCUCGAGUUGAGAAGAUAAUGAAGAAAAAUGCAAGAUGGAGUCAUGAAUACAGAGCACUUGAGUCAAGUGAGAAUCGAUUUGAAAUACAAGGAAGAGGUGUGGCCUGUGAAAGUGGAGUUGUUGGUCAGCAUUGUGUGCAGCUAGAUGCAAGGUCUUGUACAUGCAGAAGAUGGGAUCUAUCUGGUCUCCCUUGUGCCCAUGCAAUUGCUGCUAUAUAUAGCAAAGGAUGGAGCCCUGAUGAGUUUGUUGCUGAAUGGUAUACACAACAGAAAUAUCUUGAGGCAUAUGAGGUGGUUUUAAAUCCCAUAGCUGGUGUUGCUGAAUGGGAAAGGAUAGAGAGGCCAGUUGCACCUCCACUGUAUAGGAGGCAACCGGGAAGGCCAAAAACCAAGAGGACCAAAGAACCAGGUGAGGAACCACCACUUGCUGGGACUGAAGUGCUGCCGAAGAGCUACUAUUCUCAAAUUAAGUGUGGAAGAUGUGGGAAUAGAGGGCACAACAAGAGGACUUGUUUAAGAAGAAGCCAGGUUGUGAACCAAGAAGCUGACCCUGAAAUUGCAGAGGAUAAUGUUUCUGAGGAAGUUGCAGUUCCUAAUGUUCAACCACAGAUGGCUGAAGAAAACCCACCUCAACUCAACAUUCCAGAAAAUACAGAACUGCCAGAUGAAGGAUCAAAUUAUGAUAAUGCAGAGCAUGUGUUUUCUCAAGCAUCAUCAGUUCUGCAAAGCAUGGUGAAUGACAAUCAGAAUGUCAAUCUCAAUAUGAAUGUGAAUGUGACUGUUGAGCAAGGAGGUGAUGAUGGGAAUACUCUGCUUCCUAAAAAAAAUGGCAAUGUGGUGCCGCCAGCUGCACAGACUGAACCAAGGAAUGAGAGAUCAACAGCCAUGCCUGGUAGCUCGGGAAAGAGAUUCAGGAGGAUUGCAGGGAGAAGGACACCUAGGAAAUCACCCAGACUUGCUUCAAAAUCUGUUUCUGCAUCUGCAUUGACAGUUGUUCCGGGUUCAAAACCCAAACUCCAAAGGGCCUUGUGGAAGCCCUAAAUGUAUCUUCUUAGGAACCAAGUUAUGGUAUAAUUGCCAGCUUAUACCCCCUGUUAUUGUGGCAUUUGUUAUCCUAUGUUAUGUUACAAAUGCCAUUGGGUUUUAUAGAGCUUUUGUGUAACAGGGGGUUUUUGGUUUGAACAAUUUGGCUGCCAUAAUGGUAAUGAUGUAGUUUGAACCAAUGUUAUGUAUCUUAAUUAAGUACUUUG